CUUGCCUUACUACUCGUCUUUCGGCAGAUCUCUGGAAAAGUGCAAUCAUGACUAAGAACUGCAACAAUGAUUACAAGAUGAAGUUCUCUCUAGAGGAGGAGUUCCCUGACCUCUCUCAGCACAACCACCACAUGUCCAAGGUCCUGAAUAAGGACAUCUCCAACAAACUCAGGAGCAAGUCAAUUCCCAGUGGAUUCACCCUGGAUGACUGCAUCCAGACUGGUGUGGACAACCCUGGCCACCCCUUCAUCAUGACUGUCGGCUGUGUGGCUGGUGAUGAGGAGUCCUACGAAGUCUUCAAGGACUUGUUUGACCUCAUCAUUUCUGACCGUCACGGUGGCUAUAAGCCCACCGACAAGCACCAGACUGAUCUGAACUGGGAGAACCUGAAGGGUGGUGAUGACCUUGACCCCAACUACGUUCUGAGCAGCCGUGUGCGUACCGGCCGCAGCAUCAAGGGAUUCACCCUGCCUCCCCACAACAGCCAUGGUGAGCGUAGAGCUGUGGAGAAGCUGUCCAUUGAAGCUCUGAACAGACUGGACGGCGAGUUCAAGGGCAAGUACUACCCCCUGAAGGACAUGACUGAUAAGGAACAGGAGCAGCUCAUUGCUGACCACUUCCUGUUUGACAAGCCCGUGUCCCCCCUGCUGUUGGCUGUUGGCAUGGCUCGCGACUGGCCUGACGCAAGAGGCAUCUGGCACAAUGACAACAAGUCUUUCCUGGUGUGGGUGAAGGAGGAGGAUCACCUGUGUGUCAUCUCCAUGCAGAAGAGUGGUAACAUGAAGGAAGUCUUCAGGAAGUUUUGCAUUGGCCUGCAGGAGAUUGAGGAUAUCUUCAAGAAGCACAACCAUGGGUUCAUGUGGAACGAGCAUCUUGGUUUCAUCCUGACCUGCCCCUCUAACUUGGGUACCGGCCUGCGCGGUGGUGUGCAUGUCAAGCUGCCCAUACUCAGCACACAUGCCAAAUUUGAGGAGAUCCUGACCAGACUGCAUCUUCAGAAGCGGGGCACAGGUGGUGUUGACACUGCAUCUGUCGGCUGUGUGUUCGACAUCUCCAAUGCUGACCGUCUGGGCUCCUCCGAGGUGCAGCAGGUACAGCUGGUGGUUGAUGGUGUGAAACUCAUGGUCGAAAUGGAAAAGAAACUGGAGAAGGGCGAGUCCAUUGAUAAUAUGAUCCCUGCCCAGAAGUAAAAUGGUGCUUUUCUUUUUUUAUUUGUUCUUUCAUGCAGUCAUGACGUAUUGAUUUUUCCAAGAGACACUCCACCCUGCUCACUUUUUUCCAACUGUUUUCCUUUUGUCUUUUUUCCCUGCACUUUUCCUUCUUAUCUUCAUGUUCCUCCUGUAACUUCCUGGGAUCAAACCUUCACAUAGCUAGAAAACCUUAGCUAUGUUGUAUUCACCGAAACAUUCUUGUUGUACAAAUUUAAUAAAUGGCCCCAUGUAAUAAUCAUCCUUUGUUUUAAGCCUUUAUAUUCUUGACAGGUCUUGAUUUGUACCCCCAGACACAGAUGUUAAUUACUUAAUGUAUAUGUAUUUAAUGUAGAACACAAUUGUGGAGGAUCCAUUCAAACUCUCAAAGCUGAACAUCAAUACACACUUUCAUGAAUACAAUCUAAGCUGACCCGAAAGUCAUUGUGAGCACUAAAAGAUGAGUCAUUUGUGGAGAAUAGCACAAUGACUGUCAACAAUAGUUCAAGCAUGGUUUGCCAUUUCUUUCAGUUAUUAUGAAGCCAGAUCAUGUUGGUUUGAAUUAUAACAAGUUAGAAUGCUUGCAAAUCAUACACAAUAUAUUUAAACCUGAAAUGCAAUAUAUCAAUAGAAAUUGCUGGAAAAAAGGCAAAAAGUUUUAGACUAACACACUUACAGCAAA
Molecule: messenger RNA, 1869 nt
Organism: Carassius carassius (crucian carp)
Lineage: Eukaryota; Metazoa; Chordata; Actinopteri; Cypriniformes; Cyprinidae
Product: creatine kinase M-type-like
Exons: 6
Coding region: 48-1190 (380 amino acids)
Biological process (GO): phosphocreatine biosynthetic process
Molecular function (GO): creatine kinase activity
Source: RefSeq, a predicted model, not a curated record